Molecule: messenger RNA, 666 nt
Organism: Thermochaetoides thermophila DSM 1495
Lineage: Eukaryota; Fungi; Ascomycota; Sordariomycetes; Sordariales; Chaetomiaceae
Product: putative transcription initiation factor
Exons: 2
Coding region: 1-666 (221 amino acids)
Biological process (GO): RNA polymerase II preinitiation complex assembly; DNA-templated transcription initiation
Cellular component (GO): transcription factor TFIID complex; SAGA complex
Molecular function (GO): RNA polymerase II general transcription initiation factor activity; transcription coactivator activity
Source: RefSeq, a predicted model, not a curated record
AUGUCAGCAGCAACAACCGCCCCCAAACAAACGGAAUCCUGCCCUCAACUACCGCCUCCGGCGCCCAAACAAUCUCAAACACCCCGCAACCCUCAACCUCCCAACCUGCCCCACUUCGCCUACCGGCACACCGCCGCCGUGCUCUCCGACGCCCUCCACCUCUCCGCCGACCCCUACAUCUCGCACGCCGGCGCCCGCCCCAGCGCCUCGUCGGGCGCCGCGCCCGUCAACGUCGGCGAGGCAAGCAUCACCGCGAACGCGGUCGCAUUGGCCAUAUCGAGUCGGUUGGGGUAUCAAUUCCGCGGCGGAGGAGGGGGUUACUACGGCGGGGGCGGAGGCGGUGCAAGUAAGGAUUGGAUGUUGGAAUUGGCAAGGGAGAGGAAUAAAGUGGCGUUGCCGAGGGUGUUGCCGAGUGAGUGGGGAGUAAGGUUGCCGGGGGAGAGGUUUGUUUUGAGUGGGGUUUCGUGGGGGUUGAAGGAUGUUUGGGCGGGGCAGGAGGGAGAGAGCGAGGAGGAGAGUGAGCCAGAGGAGCAGGGGGAUAAGAUGGAAGUGGAUGAGAAUGGGAAAAAUGGGGAGGCGGAGGAUGGGGUUGAGGUGGAAGGGGGCACGAUGGAGGAUGUGUUCGGGGAUGAGGGGUUGGAGGAUGAGGAGAUGGGGGAGGCGUGA